UUCGCCGCCAUUGCCCCGGGCCCGGCGCCGCCGCCAUGGGCGCUCACCUGGGCCGGCGCUACCUGUGGGACGCCGAGGCCGAGCCCGACCCGCUGCACAUGCCGUCCUUCCCCGCCGAGCUGGGCAUGCCGCUCCGCAAGCCGCGCGCCAUGGUGGCCUCGGCGGAGCAGCUGGCCCAGGGCCGCGUGUCCCUGGAGCAGAGGGAUUUCUGCGGGCACCACCUGCUGCGGCUGCUGCGCUGCCACCGCGACAACUUCCCCGUGCCCUGGGGCUGCCACGCGCUGCGCCACGCCUGGGACAGCUGCCAGCACGAGGACUACGUGAUGCGCAUGAAGGAGUUCGAGCGCGAGCGGCGCCUGCGGCUGCGGCAGCAACGGCUGCAACGGCGCCGCGGGGACAGCGAGUGACAGCGAGUGACACCGGGGGACAGCGAGUGACAACGGGGGACAGCGGGGACAGCGAGUGACACUGUGGGGACAAUGAGUAACGACAAGUGACACCGAGUGCCACCUGGGACACUGAGUGCCACCAAGUGACACCUGGCUCAUCGAGUGACACCUGAAUGACACUGAGUGACACCCAGGACACCGAGUGACACCACGGUGACACCUGGGACACUGAGUGACACUGUGGUGACACCUGAGUGAUACCCAGGACACCGUGGUGACACCGAGUGACACCUGGGACACCAAUGACACCGAGUGACACCUGGGACACCAAGUGACACCUGAGUGACACUGGCAACACCAAGUGACAUCUGGGAUACCGAGUGACACCUGAGUGACACCCGGGGACACCAAGUGACACCCAAGUGACACUGGAGACACCGAGUGACACCCGGGGGACUGAGUGACACCCGAUGA
This is a messenger RNA of Passer montanus (Eurasian tree sparrow), 863 nucleotides long. It is a transcript of the gene NDUFB7, whose product is annotated as NADH:ubiquinone oxidoreductase subunit B7. Gene Ontology annotation, cellular component: mitochondrion. The transcript is spliced from 3 exons. Bases 36 to 407 code for a protein of 123 amino acids. Lineage: Eukaryota; Metazoa; Chordata; Aves; Passeriformes; Passeridae. The record is from RefSeq and is a predicted model, not a curated record.